CAGAAGAGAGAAAGCAGCACUCAAAAAAAUAAAAAAAAGGGGUAGCAGGUUGUUUGACACACAUGGGCACAUGAGAUAUGAAUAAUGAAGACAAUGAAGAGCGGGAGAUACAUCACAAAGUGACAGCCUCCUAUCAGCUGGGUAGCAAGUAGAACUGAAGAUGAAUACUUUUCAGUCAGAGCAUGGAGUAUAAUACUUAUUUCUUUCCCAAUGUAUGGUGGUGUCUAGGCUCUUUUACGAUGGCUAUUUUAGAUAGCCUUUUGGCCUAGCUCUCUCAUAUACCAUAUCAAGGUGACUAGUGUGACCUCAUGACGCUUCUGUAAAAGCCAGAUUCAGCUAGGAUGUUACACCAUCACUGUCGGAGAAACCCUGAACUACAGGAAGAGUUGCAGAUUCAGGCUGCAGUUGCUGCUGGCGAUGUUCACACCGUGCGCAAGAUGCUGGAGCAAGGAUAUUCUCCAAAUGGUCGAGAUGCCAAUGGUUGGACCUUGCUUCAUUUCUCUGCAGCAAGAGGGCAAGAGCGAUGUGUCCGUGUUUUUCUUGCGCAUGGAGCUGAUCCCACUGUUAAGGACUUAAUUGGAGGCUUCACUGCUCUGCAUUAUGCAGCCAUGCAUGGCCGAGCGAGGAUUGCACGCUUGAUGUUGGAGUCUGAAUACAGAAGUGACAUUAUUAAUGCAAAAAGCAAUGAUGGUUGGACUCCCCUCCAUGUAGCAGCCCACUACGGCAGAGACUCAUUUGUCAGACUCCUGUUGGAGUUCAAGGCUGAGGUUGAUCCGCUCAGUGAUAAAGGUACUACACCGCUUCAGCUGGCCAUUAUCCGAGAGAGGUCAAGCUGUGUGAAAAUCCUUCUGGAUCACAAUGCCAACAUCGACAUUCAAAAUGGUUUCCUGUUACGAUACGCUGUGAUCAAAAGCAAUCACUCUUACUGCCGAAUGUUCCUUCAGAGAGGGGCGGAUACAAACUUGGGUCGCUUGGAAGAUGGACAGACACCCUUACACUUGUCUGCUCUUAGAGAUGAUGUGCUUUGUGCACAAAUGUUGUAUAAUUAUGGAGCAGACACUAACACAAGGAACUAUGAAGGACAGACCCCACUGGCUGUUUCAAUAAGUAUUUCUGGAAGUAGCCGACCCUGUCUGGAUUUCUUACAAGAAGUGACAAGACAGCCCAGAAACUUGCAAGAUCUAUGCCGAAUUAAAAUUCGCCAGUGUAUAGGCCUUCAAAACCUAAAACUACUUGAUGAACUACCCAUUGCCAAGGUCAUGAAAGACUACUUAAAACACAAAUUUGAUGAUAUCUGAUAUCCAUGAAGAGAAGAACUCUGAACAAGAUUAGUUAUAUUCCAGAUACUUAAGAGGCUUGUUGCCUUGCACAAAGUAUAUCCUAUGCAAAUUCUGAUUUUUCUGUGAAGUCAGAAGGCAGGUAUACACUUCCUUGGGUUUUUUAUACCACAUGCUAGAAGGUCUUAAUUUUUGGUUUCUUGGUCCAAGUUUACAAGGUCCAAGCUUUCUAUACAAUAUUACAUUUUAAAAAUUGCUGUUGGUUUUUUGUUUGUUUGUUUUCAAAUUAAGCGUGCAGACUUGCAGUGGAGAUGGAAAAUAGCCUUUCAAGGGAAGUGAUUGGUUCGAAUUGGCAUGCUGAGCAAUUAUUAAAUGAAACAAAGUUUGGAAACCGAGGCACCAGUCCUGCAAAAGGGUACCUAUAGGAAGAUCUUCAGGGCCGUGUUGUGUGUUGUGACUCACAAGAGUCCACAAAGAGCUACAAAGCUGUAAGUCUCUACCUGGCUGUGUGUUUUUGCAGGACAGAAGGUAGAGUUGGUAAUCAACAUGUCCUGGAGUACUAUUCAGAUAUCAUUUGGGAAUUAAAAAAAAAAAAAAAUGCAGUUACCCUAUUCAAUUCAUAGGUGUAAGCAUUAGCUCUUUUGUAUUAUUCUCUUCCUAAUUACUGUAGUUUGGAUGCUGAUAAAAUUCGGGCCCUCUGCUUUCCUGACAUUCCCUGUAAAAUGGGUGGCUGUUUGUAAGUCUAUUUUUAACAGUGACAGUACACUACAGAGAGGCAUAGCCUCUGUAUUUUUUACAUUAACUUAAGAGUACACGAAUUUAGAUUUUUGAAGCCAAUGCAUUCAGUUUCUCAUACAGUGCCUCCUGUGCAAUAAUCUUUCUGAUGUAUUUCCCCUUUAUGUGUGAUUUCUCCCCACACGCUAUUCCUCAUUUAGUCUCAGUACAUUAUUUGUAAGAAUAGGAACUGCUGCCUCACUGUAGUGUUGAUACGAUAUUACUCUAAUGAUGUGGCAGUUGCUGUUCAUUAUUAAUCCCUGAAUUUCAUGAAUGUAUAACCUGCUUUAUUUCACUUUCGGUUGAAAUUUUAUCUACGGGUUCUCAGACAAAUUUUGUCCAU
Messenger RNA from Struthio camelus australis, 2394 nucleotides. The record is from RefSeq and is a predicted model, not a curated record. Lineage: Eukaryota; Metazoa; Chordata; Aves; Struthioniformes; Struthionidae.